GUAGUAUAUAUAUAUAUGAGGGGCAUCUGCUCCUGCCCUCCGCCAGUGGAGUUUGACUACCAGCUUCUGCACCACACAGGGCAGACGGGAAUACAAACACGAGCAAAAGCUGGCAGGCUGACGAGAACGGGCAGCUUUACAGGACGGAUUAUCUGGUAACUGACCAUUUAGCUGUGGCACACUCGGACUCCGUGUAAGCGUGGGAUUUCGACCAUGAGCUCAGUCGCUGUACUUACGCAAGAAAGCUUUAAUGAGCACCGCAGUGGCCUUUUGCCAGAGCAGGUUGGAGGUGAGAAACAAGCUGGCGUGGCAGGGUCCAGCGAUGCCGUAGAUGAGGACAACCUCCCCACCUACAAGGAUGCCUUUCCCCCUCUGCCUGAGAAGGCUAUGUCAUCUGAGGGGCCCCAGGAGGCUGGAAAUGCUUGGACAUCCAAAAUCAGGCCACUCAGAUCCUCCAUCAUCACCCAGGUUUUCCAUGUGCCUCUGGAGGAGCGCAAGUACAAGGACAUGAACCAAUUUGGAGAGGGAGAUCAGGCAAAAGUCUGUGUUGACAUCAUGCAAAAGACUGGAGCCCACCUGGAACUCUCCAUGGCCAAGGACCAGGGUCUUUCCAUCAUGGUGUCUGGGAAACUGGAUGCUGUAAUGAAGGCCCGUAAGGAGAUUGUGUCCCGACUGCAGACUCAGGCUUCAGCUACUGUGGCUAUCCCUAAGGAGCAUCAUCGCUUUGUCAUCGGCAAAAAUGGGGAGAAGCUGCAGGAGCUUGAGCUCAAGACUGCCACCAAGAUCCAGAUCCCAAGACCCGAUGACCCCAGCAAUCACAUCAAGAUCUCUGGCACUAAGGAGGGCCUGGAGAAGGCCAAGCAUGAGAUCCUGCUUAUAUCUGCUGAGCAGGAUAAACGUGCAGUGGAAAGAUUGAACAUCGAUAAGGUGUACCACCCCUUCAUCACUGGUGCUUACAACAAGCUGGUGGGGGAGAUGACGCAGGAGACAGGAGCCCGCAUCAACGUCCCGCCACCUAGUGUCAACAAAACGGAGAUCGUUAUUACUGGGGAGAAAGAGCAGGUUGCCCUAGCCGUGGCCAUGAUCAAAAAAAUUUACGAGGAGAAGAAGAGGAAUGCCACCACUAUUGCAGUGGAGGUGAAAAAAUCUCAGCACAAGUAUGUGAUUGGGCCUAAGGGUAAUACCCUGCAGGAGAUUCUGGACAGGACUGGCGUCUCGGUCGAGAUCCCACCCCCUGACAGCAGCUCUGAGACAGUCAUCCUGCGCGGGGAGCCAGACCGGCUCGGCCAGGCGCUCACUGAAGUGUACGCCAAGGCCAACAGCUACACUGUGUCCUCGGUCUCAGCUCCUUCUUGGCUUCAUCGCUUCAUUAUUGGCAAAAAAGGACAAAAUCUGGCAAAGAUCACUCAGCAGAUGCCCAAGGUGCACAUUGAGUUUACAGAGGGAGAGGAUAAAAUCACUCUGGAAGGACCCACCAAAGAUGUGCAGAUGGUGCAGAGUCAGAUUGAAGCUAUUGUCACUGACCUGGUUAGUCGUAUGGAUUAUGCAGAGAUCAGUGUGGACCCCAAGUUCCACAGACAUCUGAUUGGGAAAGGCGGUGCCAACAUCAACCGCAUUAAGGACCAGCACAAAGUCUCUGUUCGCAUUCCACCUGACAAUGAGAAGAGCAACCUGAUCCGUAUUGAGGGUGACCCCCAGGGUGUGCAGGAGGCCAAGAAGGAACUGUUGGAGCUGGCGUCUCGCAUGGAGAAUGAGCGUACAAAGGACAUGAUCAUCGAACAGCGUUUUCACCGAGCCAUCAUUGGGCAAAAGGGGGAGAAAAUUAAGGAGAUUCGGGAUAAGUUCCCUGAAGUCAUCAUUAAUUUUCCUGACCCUGCUCAAAAGAGUGACAUUGUACAACUGCGUGGACCCCGAACUGAAGUGGAGAAAUGCACAAAGUUCAUGCAGAAGAUGGUAGCUGAAAUGGUGGAAAACAGCCAUUCUGUUUCAGUCCCCAUCUUUAAGCAGUUCCACAAGAACAUUAUUGGUAAAGGAGGAGCAAAUAUUAAGAAGAUUCGUGAGGAGACCAACACUAAGAUUGACCUGCCUGCAGAGAACAGUAACUCUGAGAUGAUCGUCAUUACUGGGAAGAAGGCAAACUGUGAGGCAGCAAGAAACAGGAUUUUGGCUAUUCAGAAAGAGCUUGCAAACAUUAUGGAAGUGGAGGUUUCCAUCCCCUCAAAGCUUCACAACUCCUUGAUUGGCUCCAAAGGGCGCUUUGUGCGUUCCAUCAUGGAGGAGUGUGGUGGGGUGCACAUUCAUUUUCCCACUGAGGGAUCUGGCAUUGAUGCUGUGACAAUCAGAGGCCCAGCUGAGGAGGUGGAAAAGGCCAAGAAACAGCUGCUUUCGCUGGCUGAGGAGAAGCAAACUAAAAGCCACACAGCUGAACUCCGUGCCAAGCCAGAGUAUCACAAGUUCCUUAUUGGGAAAGGAGGUGGAAACAUCCGGAAGGUGCGUGACAGCACUGGUGCCAGGAUCAUUUUCCCCACAGCUGAGGAUAAGGACCAGGAGCUGAUCACUGUUAUCGGCACAGAGGAGGCUGUGGCAGAAGCACAAAAAGAGCUGGAGGCGCUAAUCAAGAGUUUGGAUAAUGUGGUGGAGGACUUCAUGAGCGUAGAUCCCAAGCACCACCGCUACUUUGUGGCGCGUCGUGGCCAAGUUUUGAGGGAACUUGCAGAGGAGUAUGGUGGAGUCAUGGUAAGCUUUCCCCGCACUGGCUCUCAAAGCGAGAAGGUCACACUAAAGGGAGCCAAAGAUUGUGUGGAGGCUGCAAAAAAACGCAUGUUUGAGAUCGUUGAGGAUUUGGAUGCUCAGGUGACCAUGGAGUGUGUGAUUCCCCAGAAGUUCCACCGUUCCAUUAUGGGACCUAAAGGUGCACGCAUUCAGCAGAUCACUAGAGAUCACAAUGUGCAGAUAAAAUUCCCAGAAAGAGAAGAUCUCCAAGCUCCUCCAGCUGAGACCCAAGUACAGGAGAAUGGAGAGUCUAAUGGUGAGAUAAAGGAGCCAGCUGACCCUGCAGCCCCAAAGAAAUGCGACGUGAUUGUGCUCUCUGGACGUAAGGAGAGAUGUGAGGCUGCUGUGGAAGCGCUGAAGGCUCUGGUUCCUGUGACCAUUGAAGUGGAAGUGCCUUUUGAGCUUCAUCGCUACAUCAUUGGGCAGAAGGGAAGUGGUAUCCGCAAAAUGAUGGAUGAAUUUGAGGUCAAUAUUCAAGUGCCUGCUCCUGAGCUCCAGUCCGACAUAAUCUCCGUUACAGGCCUUGCUACUCAUCUGGACCGUGCUAAAGAAGGCCUUCUUGAGCGUGUGAAAGAGUUGCAGGCUGAACAGGAGGAUCGGGCUCUCAGGAGCUUCAAGCUGACCAUCACUGUGGAUCCCAAGUAUCACCCCAAGAUCAUUGGCCGCAAGGGUGCCAUAAUCACCCAGAUCCGGACCGAACAUGAUGUCAACAUCCAAUUCCCAGAAAAGAAUGAUGAGAAUCAGGACCAGAUCACCAUAACGGGCUAUGAGCAGAAUGCUGUGGCAGCACGUGAUGCCAUCCAAGCUAUUGUUGACGAACUGGAGGAGAUGAUAUCAGAGGACAUUAAUUUGGACAGCCGGGUUCAUGCUCGUGUCAUUGGUGCUCGUGGCAAGGGCAUCCGCAAGAUAAUGGACGAGUUUAAAGUUGAUGUGAGGUUCCCUCAGAGUGGAGCUGCAGACCCCAAUUUGGUUACGGUGACCGGCCUUCCAGAGAUGGUGGAUGAAGCUAUUGAUCAUCUCCUCAACUUGGAGGAGGAAUAUAUGGCAGAUGUAGUGGAAAACGAGUCCAAGAUGGCAUACAUGAAACCCUCUGGUACUGCAGCAGCCAGCUCAGAGGAAGCUCGCGGCCCAUCGAAGGGCUUUGUUGUCAGGGAGGCACCAUGGACUACCAGCAGUGAGAAGGCCCCAGAUAUGAGUAGCUCUGAGGAUUUCCCUAGCUUUGGUGCACCUGUGGCUGCUGCAAGAGCUUCACCAUGGGGACCCAAGCGCUUCUGAAAUGGCCUGUAGUUGACGGUUAUGUUUAAUCUUGAUCCCCUGCUCUCCCACCCUGAAUCCUUUUGGAUAUGGAACAUUUGACACCAACCCCAAUAUACCCCCAGCCCUGAUAUUACCCCCACCACCAUCCCCAACCAAAAAAAAAUUAUCUGCUGCAAAUAGGUGUGGAGAGCUCUUAAAACAGCCUAGGUUUUCUUCUCCAGUUCCAGAAAGAAGUCAGUGAUUUGAGCAUGAAAGCAGACAUUUCAUUGUUUUCUACUGGGUUUGGUGUCUUUAACCUGGUCUGCCUCUGUAGAUUUUGCCCAACUGUUUGAAAACUUGUCUGAUUCAACUUGUUUGCAUUCAGACAAUCACAUAAUAUAGGAACACUCUUGGCUUCAGGUCUGUAACCAUCCAGAUUCAGUAAUUCAGUACAAAACCAUUGACUGAAUGCGAGUGUUCUGGGUUGAUCAAGCUGCUCUGUUUCUUAGUUGCCUUUGCAGUGGGGUGGGGAAAAAGAAUAUACUGUAUACCUCUAAAAGAUGCUUCUGAUUAGAAGUCACUCACCCAAAGGAAAUGGGUAACAAUUUUUAUUUUAAUUUCUUCCCUAAGAUUAACCAUGUGAUCUUGUUGCAGUCAUUUCAGUGGUCUUCCCCCUGUCCUGUCUCUUAUCUCUGUACCUUGUGGCACUGGGCAGGAAAUCAGUGUUGAGCACAGCCUUAGAAACUUUGAAACUUUUAAGGAGGGGACUUGUUCACUACAGAAUUUUAACCAAACUGCCAGUUGCUUUGGAAGUCCCAAGGAUAUGUAAUUCCCUGUGAUACAGUAGUCCAGGGACUGCAAAGUCUCUGCAAUCCACACUAAACUGCUAUAAAUCUCCCUUCUCUUCCAUUUUUGAUAUUCAGAAAAAUCAUGUUUAUUGAAAAGGCCUGAUGUCUGGAAGGGAAAAGGAGCAUACCAUUUUGUGCCAAUUAAAUGUCAAGUAAUGUCGUGUUGCUCAUCCAUGCUACUGGGUCAGUGUUUUAGCCCCCCUUUUUUUUGUCUUCCAGUUGCUAUGCAGGUUGGUCUGAAACCAUAGCAAUGGCCCAAUCAAUAGCCUUAUAUAAGAAUUAUGCAAACACACACAAGAAAAGAGGAAAAAUAUGGAUAACACUGGAAAUUAUUGUCCAAAAAAAGUAAAUAAAAAUGGAAAACAUGUUUA
Pygocentrus nattereri (red-bellied piranha) is the source of this 5227-nucleotide messenger RNA. RefSeq names its product high density lipoprotein binding protein a (gene hdlbpa). Gene Ontology annotation, cellular component: nucleus; cytoplasm. Bases 214 to 4047 code for a protein of 1277 amino acids. Gene Ontology annotation, molecular function: mRNA binding. The record is from RefSeq and is a predicted model, not a curated record. The transcript has 28 exons. NCBI's taxonomy places the organism in Eukaryota, Metazoa, Chordata, Actinopteri, Characiformes, Serrasalmidae.